This is a messenger RNA of Caenorhabditis angaria, 16280 nucleotides long. The record is from the annotation of a GenBank genome assembly. NCBI's taxonomy places the organism in Eukaryota, Metazoa, Nematoda, Chromadorea, Rhabditida, Rhabditidae.
AUGGUUGUUCGACUUGCGAAUUUCAUCGAAACCAACGAUGAAAUCGAAGAGGAAACAAUGGCAACUCGAGGCCUAUUCGAUCUCUCAACUCUUCUCAAAAUUCUUCCGGAUGAAUCGGAAAAUGCUCCGAAAAAUGACAAAUCUUGGGCGAUAAAAACGGCGCAAAGUCAACGAUAUCUUAUUCUCGCUUCUGGAUUACAAAUGGUUGUUUUCAAUCUCGAAGAAUCGGCUGCGAAGGCUGAAAAACAAUAUACAAUGAAUUUCGACGCGCCAAUCAAUGAUAUCGAAAUAAUCGGUGAUUCCUGCUUCAUUUGCAUCGUUUACGGUGAUCAUAACAUCUCAAUUCUAUCAAUGGAAAACAAAACUUUGUAUUUCAAUGAGAAAUCGCCGACACCAAUUGCUCAUGUUAAUUGCAAUAUUUCAAAUGAUCAAUGUAAUUUGGUUUUUGCGAAUAAUUCGGGUCAAACUUUCAAGGCAGUUUUUGAUAGUGGAGUUGCGGAAGGACAUGGUGUAAAUCGAAUUGUUAAUCUGAGCAAUGAUGAGAUUCUUAAAUAUUUCAAAAAGGUAUUUAAUGAAUGUCGGUGUGUGCGCGCGGUCGCGUUGCGGUCGAAAUUCAUUUUUUCCUCGAAAAUGUUGUUUUUUCACAAAAAAAAACGGUCAUUUUUGCGUAAUUAAAUUGAAGUUAUUCAUUUUCAAAGUUUCGCUGUUGUUAUUUAAUAUUUUUUCAGCAAAAUAGAUGAAAAUAUUCACAAAAUUGAAUAUUAUAGGUUUUUCAGACUGAAAACGGUACAAAAACAUUAGUAAAGCACAGUUUUCAGUCUGAAAAACCUAAUAUCCAAUUUUGUGAAUAUUUUCACUAUUUUGCUGAAAAAAUAAUGAAUAACAACUUUGAAAAUGAAUAACUUCAAUUUAAUUACGCAAAAAUGACUUUUUUUUGUAAAAAAAAAACAACAUUUUCGAGGAAAAAAUGAAUUUCGACCGCAACGCGACCGCGCGCACACACCGACAUUCAUUGAUUGCUCAAUUCCACAAUAUAUUUUGCAGCACCUCGUCUAUGAAAUCACCCCGCAAGAUCUCGAUUUCUCCAACAUCAAUGGUCCAAUCUCCUUCAUCUCCACAGGAUCCCUCCAAUCUUUCGCAAGUCUCAACGAAACUUCCGGAUUCCACUGGAAUGACGUCGAUUCCAAGGAGUUUAUCGAAUUUGAAAGCGAUGAAAAAUGGCUGAAAAUCCGGGAGACUGGAAGAUUCACCUUGUUUUUGGCUGAAAAUGGGUGCAUCCAUGUUUUUGAUCCGACAACUCUGUCUUUUGUGGAUGUUUUGGAUUUGAAACCCGAGGAAACUGACAAGAUUUUGGAUUUUGUUAUUGUGGAAAAUGAUGUUUAUGGAGUCCCAAUGGUGUAUGCGAUGGUUAUUCAGAAGGCGAAUCAAAAUGAAUAUUAUUUGGUGAUUUUCGAUAAAUCAAAGGAAUCGGUGACUUUUGAGGUGAAAUGCUCAAUGGACACGUCGAUUUUUGCGUUUGAAGGGAGCGAUCGGAUUUUGAUCACUGUGGAAGAAGUUGAUCAGUGAGUUUGCCACGUCAUAACUCAUUUGAAGAGGUAGACUAUCUUCGGAUGAAUUUUGAUCGUGUGGAGAACUCUGAGAAAAUAUUUCAGCCUCCAAAUAUAAGCUAUGACGUGGCAAAUCUGGAAAAAAAAUGGGCUUUUAGAGCUCAGAACUAGAUUUCGAACUGGUUUUAUCGCGAAUCUAGUUAGACCUGCCACGUCAUAACUCAUAUGUUUCAUUAAAAUUCCCGAUUUCAAGCUGGAAUUUUGAAAUUUUCAGAAAAAGCACAAGCUUCCGAACUAUUUUUCUGAAGAUUUCAGCUUGAAAUCGGGAAUUUUAAUAAAAUUUUAGUUUUCGCCGGAAAAUUCCAGAACUCACGAGCUAUGACGUGGCAAAUCUCGAAAAAAAGGAGCUCAGAAAUGGUUUUCUUGAAAAUCUAAUCAGUUUUGACCUGCCACGUCAUAACUCAUAUUUUUCAUUAAAAUUUCCGAGGUCAAGCUGAAAUGUGACAUUUUUCAGAAAAAACACAAGCUUCCGAACUAUUAAAUUUUCAUUUUUCAGCUUGAAAUCGGGAAUUUUAAUGAAAUCUAUGCUUUUUUCGAAAAUUCCAGAACUCACGAGCUAUGACGUGGCAAAUCUGGAAAAAGAGGAACUCAGAACUAGAUUUAAAACUGGUUUUCUUGAAAAUCUAGUUACCUCCGAAAGUUCCAAGUUUGCCACGUCAUAACUCAAAAAUCCAAUUUCACUUUCUAGAAUUUUCAGAUCAGUAGUAGUCAAUCAAGUCUCCCAAUCCCGUCCCGAACUCAAAUUCGAAGCACUUCUCAAACAAAAUCGUUUCGAUGAAGCUGAAACCUUUGCCAAAACGCACAAUCUCGAUUUGCAAAAAGUCUACAGAGGUCGCGCAUAUUAUUUGAUCGAUAGAUGUGAUGAAAAUGAAGAGGAUUUCAAGAUUAUGCUGAAAACUGUUGAUAUGAUAACUGAUAAUGAUAUGGUUGCUGAUUUGUUCUUCUCGCUGAUUCAAAUGAGCCAAAAAUUCGAUCGAAUUAACACGUAUUUGUCAAGAGCCAAAAAGAGAAGAAUCACUGAUUUGGAGACUUUGAAACAUAUCGAAAAUUGUUGUUUUAUUCUGUCGACCUAUCAAAUCAUCAGAGGACCAAAUUUCAAGGGAAACGAAGAUGGAGAAAAAAUGGAGAGAGAAAGUAUUUGGGAGGUUUUUGUGAAUGCAUUGCAUGGAGAGGAUGAGUGGGUGAAGUUGUAUUUGAAGUUUGUGCAAAUGGCGGCGAUUACGGUGGGUUAUGACGUGGUAUUUUGGUGGAUUCGAAACAAAAAUUGAAAUUAAUUUUGAGAAAAUCACAUUUUUAAAAAAAAGAUUUCAUGGAAAUUUUUAUUCUGAAAAGUUCAAAUUUUCAAGGCGAAUUUGAUUGAAAAAUUGUUUGAAAUUAAAAAAAAAACAUUGAAAAGCUUAAGAAAAAUCACUUUUUUCGAACUUUUUUCAAAAUUUUCAUGGAACAAUUUUCAGAAAAUUGAAAAAUUUCUAAUUUUAUCCUGUAAAAUUCAAAUUUUCAUUUGAUUUUUAUUUUGAAAAAUUGAAAUUUGAAUUUUUGCCAGCCGAAAAUCAUUUAAAAAAGCUUGAAAUUUAAUUUUUCUAAUUUUUCAUCAGUUUUUUUAGCUCAAAAAAUUGAGAAAAUCAUAUUUUUUCAAAUUUUGAUGGAAAAAUAUCUAAAAAAUCGGAAAAUUUAUAAUUUUCAAUUUUUUUUUUUGAAAAAUUGAAUUUUUCACCGAAAAUCAUUGAAAAACUGUCAAUUUUCAGAAAAAUCUGAUUUUUUCUCAUAAAAUUUCACUAUUUUUCCAGGAUGCCCGUGUAAUUUGGUCUCGCCAUGGAAAAUCAAUAAUCGAUUUUGUCCUCCAAGAAAUCGAGCAAAAUUCAAUCUCAAAACUUUUCGAUCUAUUCUCCGAAGCAAUUUCAAUCGAUAUCACAUGCUGGAAUAGUCUCAUCGAACACAUUUCAAUCGAUAUUUUCCAAGAAUGUUUGGAUUUUUCGGAUUCUCUUGUGCCAUUUGUCGAACAAUUAGUUGUUCAUGUCAUCACUUGCCUGGAAAUUCGAGAUUCUGCAAACUGGCCUGAUAAUGCGAUAAAAGCGUCGAAUUGUUUUGAGAAUAUGACAAAAGUGUUGGCUGAGCGAUUUAUUACACCACAAGAUCAGGCAUAUUUGGCGAUUAAUGCGAGAGUUUUGUGUGUUUCGGAUGAUGAGCGGAAUAAGACGACACCGAUUUCGAGAAUGAUGGUGAGAGAGCUAAAAAAAUUUGAAUUUGGCGCCAAAAUUAUGUUUUGGAGCCGAAUUUCCGGUGUAAACUGGCAGCAUAGUUUGAAGUAAAAAUUCGAAAUUUUCCCCAAAAAUCUUCUGCUCCUCAAGCUCUUUUGGAUUUUCUGAAAAUUCAGAAAUUUGAUUUUUAAAUUAAAUAUUCAACGAAAAAAAUUCCUGGAAAAUUUACGUUUCAAAUUUUCGAUUUUAUGAAUUUUUGUGUUUGUGAAAUGCUAAUUCUUCUAUUUUUUGCGCCGAAAAAUUCGUAGAUUACUGUCACACCUCGGCCAAGCCAUGGCUGGCCAGAGUACAAUUUUUUGAAAACUCUGAAUUUUGGUUUUUAGAGGUCAACAAUUGAAAAAUCACAAUUUUUAGAGGACAAAAACUCAAAAAUUCACAAUUUUUGUACUUUAAAAAGUUAGCGUAUAAUUUUUUAUGGUGAAAACCACGAUUUUGGCCGACGUGUGAUUACUGUAGAAAAUUACUGUACCAAUUCAUUUUUGGCACAGUAAUUUUCUACAGUAACCAAAUAUAUUUUCAACCAUUUUUCGUGAAAUUUUUUCUUCCCAAUUAAAAAUUCUGAGCUUCAAAUCAAAAAAAAAAAUAUCGGAAAAAGUGCCACGUGGAUUUUGAUCGUCAUGAUUGUGGUUUAAAAAAAAAUCCACUUGUCAGUUUUUCUAAAAUAAAAAUUUCGUGGUUAAAAAAUAAUGAAAUUUUUGAAAUGAAAUUGUUUUUUUUUACAAAAAUCAAAUUUUUUUGCACAAAAAAAUCCACGUAGAUUUUUAUCCAGUUUUUUUCCUCGUUUUUCAAAAAAUCCACAUUUUGCAGCGAGUUCAUCACAUUCUUCUUGACAUCAAAAAAUUGGCCACCGAUUAUUGUUGUCAAAUUCAAUUCUCAUUAUAUCCAAACUUGACAAAUGAGGAUAUUUGCCAUCGAAUUCUCCAAAAUGCCCUCUAUGAUCCAAAUACGACAAAUGCGAAAAUCGAGAAAUUUGUGAAACCAUUUAUGCAAGAAAGGAAUUUGAAUCAAGAUCAAACAAUAUUCAAUUAUAUUCAAAUAAUGUCUGGCAACGCAUUUUCGAUCAAUAAAAAUGGUGGAAAUAAUGUGUCGAAUUCGGCGAUGAAUAUUAUUGGAUGGGAGAUUCAAUGUGUUCAAUUGUGUGCGAGUUUGGCGGAUGAGACAAGAAAAUGUCGAUCGAUUAUAUCGAUUGCAUCGGCUGCCAAAAUCCCGUGGCCACGACCAUUGAAUGAAGCGGUUGAGAGGAUUUUGAAGAGUAGAAGUUUGGCAAGAUCUGAGUGAGCAUUUUUGGGAAAAUUCAUACGGAAAAAGUCGUUGAAACUAGAAAUUUACAUCGAAAAUCGUAAUUUUUGGCUCUAGAAUGGUUGAAUUUUGAAAACUAGAAAAUUUGGUUUUUUUUUUGAAAUUAAAAAUUCAGCCCAGAAAAUUUUUUUUUACUGAAAAUGACCUGGAAAAUUGAAUUUUGGAAAUUAGAAAAACCCCCAUUGAAACUAGAAAUUUUUCUCUAAAAUCGUAAUUUUGUCAAAUUUUCAGCUGAAAAACCACGUGGAAUUUUUUUUUAAUUAAAAAUUCAGCCCAGAAAAUUUUUUUUUACUGAAAAUGACCUGGAAAAUUGAAUUUUGGAAAUUAUAAAAUUGCGUGAAAAAAUGGAUCCACGUGGAUUUUCAGCUGAAAAACCACGUGGAAUUUUUUAAAAUCAAAAUUUCUGAAAAUGACCUGGAAAACCGAAUUUUGGAAACUAGAAAAUUGCGCUAAAAAUAGCUAUUUUCAGUUUUUUUCUGAAAAACCACGUGGAUUUUUUUAAAAUCAAAAUUUUGGACACAAAAAAUUUUAUUUGAAAAUUUCUGAAAAUGACCUGGAAAAUCGAAUUUUUGGAAACUAGAAAAAACCUGAGGAAACUAGAAAAUUGCGCCAAAAAUGAAUCUACGUGGAUUUUUAGCUAAAAAACCACGUUGAAUUUUUUAAGAUCAAAAUUUCAGCCCAGAAAGUUUUAUUUUGAAAAUUCGAUUUUUUGCGCCUGCCCAAAAAAUUCCACGUGGAUUUUAAUCUUGAAAAAUCCGAUUUUUGACGAAAUAUUCAAAAAUUCUUCCUGAAGUCCUGAAUUUUGAAAUUUCCUGGCACAGACCUCUGAUUUCCAGUGUUCCAUAAAAAAUAAUGUUUUUUCAGCAUCGAUGAAAUGCGUUCAGUUUGUCAACAAACUGAAUUAAUCCAACUUCUAUCAUCAUAUUAUCCACAAGAUCGAAGUUUCUACAAUUUCAUUUCACCCAAAAACAAGAAUAUAAUGUUUGACAUUAUUCCAAUAAUUCGUUGCAUAAUUGCGGAUGAAGAAAGAAAUUCGAGAUUUGUGGAUGCGAUUAAAGUAUUGGAAUUGGUCGAUUUGGUGACACAAAUUGAUUGGAGAGAAUCGUUGAAUUUGGAAUAUGUGAAGGCUGAAAUUGUGAUUCAUAUGAUGAAAAGUGGAGAUGUUGUGAGUUUUUUAGUUGGUUUUGGGCUGGAAUUUCAGCCGGAAAAUUUUGCAUUUUUUGAAGUUAUACAAAGUGAGUUUUUCUUGAAAAACCAUCAGAUUUUGAUGCUGAAAAUUGUGUUAGUUCAAAAACAUUGUGAGCAAUAAUUUCAGAUUGAAAACCCUUAUGUCGAAUUUUUGAAACGUAUUUUUUCCUGGAAUUUUUUGGGAAUUUUUUUUUCGAAAAAAAUUAAAUGAAUGAGACACGCGAUUUUUUGAGCCAAAAUUUUUGUUAAAAAAAUAGAUUCAUCACUAAAUUUUUUUUAGUUUUUUGAGGUGAAAUUACGUUGAAUAGCAGCCUCAAAAUGUAAAUUUUCGAAAAAUAAAGUGAAAUUUCACCUUGAAUAUUUGAUUUUUCGGAAAAUUUAGUUUUUGAACUUUCCUGAUUGUGAAGUUUUUCUUGAAAAAGCAUCAGAUUUUGAUGCUGAAAUUAUUUUAUAUUGCUAGCAUUUAAAAAAAAUGAGAAAUAAUUUCAGCUUGAAAACCAAUAUGUCGAAUUUUUGAAACGUAUUUUUUCCUGGAAGUUUUUUUUCCGAAAAUAAUUUUCUUACACUAAUUUUUUUGUUAAGUGAUUAAAAAUUACUUAUGUAACAAAAAAAUCCCCCCUUUUCCAGACCAAAUCGAUAAUCAAUUAUAUCUGUCAAUUGGAUGAAACCGAAAAAGAGUCAACAAUAAAUCUGGUCGUCGAAUUCAUCAAAACAUCAGCAGAAUCGCCAAUUUUGGAAAGCCGCCAAAAAAUUUUGGACAUUGGCGAGCAAAUUGUCUCGUAUUUUAUGACCAAGAAAACCGAAAAUCUUUGUGAUUUGCGCAAAAAAUUGAUAUUGAUUCGAGAUUUGUAUGAGGAACGAAAAAUGACGACACUUUUAUCGGAUUUUAAUGAGAAAUCAUGGCAAGAAGCACAAAUUCGAUAUUAUCGCAAAAAUGAGCAAUUGACGAUUUAUGAGGUUUGAUUUUUGGCCCUAGCACUGAAAUCCAGGUAAAACUUUUUUGUUUAGAAAAUCAAAAAAUGCACCAAAAUUGGAAUUGCGAUUGAUGAAUUGAUGACGGCGAUGUUGUCUGAUGCUUGUGCUGGAAAUAAUUAUCAGCAGAUGGUGGAUAUUUUUGUGUGAGUUUUUUUUUGGCUGGAAUUUUUUGGAAUAUUUUCAGAGAACAGAAUAUGAAAUGAUGAGAAAUCUGGAAAAUAUUUGAAAUAACAAUUUUGGAAAGAAUUUUGGCUUUAAAAUAUCUGAUUUUCAGUGAAUACUCUUUUUUCUUCAAAUUUCAAGCUUAAAUUCGAGUCUAAAAAAUUAAUAAUAACAUCAAAUUUUGCGAAAUCCUCUAAUUUUUUGCAGUGCUUCUGUUGAAUCAGUCGGAACUUGGAUUACACCAUCUCAAGAAAUUGUUGAUGUUAUUUGUGAACUUUUGGUUUUUAUUGUUUAUCGAAUUCCGAAUAUUUAUGAAAAUGAAACUGAUGCCGAUCAAGCACAAAAUGUAAGCCUUUUUGUGCUUUUUUUGGGGCUCAAAAAUUCCCGGAAGUUUUACGAUUCAAAAUUUUUAUAUUUUAAUUUUUUUGAAAAAUACAUUGAUUUCAUUUUGAAAAAAUAAUUAUUCAAAAAUUAGAGAAACAAAAGUUCACAAGCUUCAGAAAAUGUAAAUUUUCAGGAUUUUUUGAAACAGAACUAAGAAAGUUUGAAAUUUCUGCCUUUUUUUGGGCUCAAAAAUUCCCGAAAUUUUUAAGAUUCAAAAUUUUUUUAUUUGGAAAACUACAUUAAUUACAGGAAUUUGUGUUAAUAAAAAAAAUUACAGAAAAAAAAAAUCUCCAAAUAUUUUUGCAGCUAAUCGAAAUGAUUGGAAGUAUGAGUAGAUCUCUUCGCAAAUUAUUAUCCACAUUUUCAUUGGAAAUUUUGGAAAAUGAUAUUGAUUAUUUAUUGCAAAUCGAAUCCUAUUUCUAUAUGUUUGAACGAAUUGUGAAACAAGCAUUGAAAGGACAAGAUUUGGAAACGGAAACCAAUUCGAAUUCACAAAAUCAACAUCAAGAUGAGAUUGCCAGAGAAUCGAGAUUGAUCUAUGGUUUUUCGAGACGGCAUGGAAUUUAUGAUUGUAGCAAUGAUCCGGCACUUUUUGAGGGAGUUUCGGCGAUUUUGGCGGCUGCGAGAGUUGCGCCAAGUGUUGCAAGACCGUAUACUUCUGAUAUGUUAGUUGGGGGAGGGUUUUGGUGCAAAAAAUCUAGAUCAGGCUGAAAUUCAAUAUUUGCAGCUCUGAAAAUGAAGCGCACGAUUUCCGUAUGAAUUGGGAAGAAUUGACAAUGUUUUUGGCGAUGCAUUCACAAGUUUUGCUUGAUGUCAAUGUUCGAGUUUAUGCGUGCUCUUUGAGUGAGUUUUUUGUGAAGUUUUGGCUGAAAAAUCUGAAAUUUUAUGAUAUUUUUGGCGAAAAUUGAAUUCUUGAAAAAAUAUGUUUCAAAAUUUUCAUAUUUUUUAAUCGAAAAAUAUCAAAAAAUUUCAACUGGAAAAAUUAGAAAGCUGAAAAUCUUGAGUUUUCUCUGAAAUUUAAGCUCUCCAUAGAAUUUCAACAAAAAAGCUGAAAUUUUCCAGCAUGGAAAAAAAAAAUUUUCUGUUUGUUUUUUUUUCCAAAAAUUUCUGUUUGAAGGCCCAAAUUUUGAGGAAAAUUCUGAAAUUUUUCAAUUUUUUGAACUUUCAGAAAAAAAUCAGAAUUUAAAAUUUUGGAAAAUUUUUUUAGAAACUUUCAAUUUUUUAAACAGAAAAAUCAGAAUUCAAAAUUUCGAACAAAAAUUUCUGAAAUUUUUCAAUUUUUUGAACUUUCAGAAAAAAAUCAGAAUUUAAAAUUUCGAACAAAAAUUUUAGAAACUCUCAAUUUUUUUUGAACAGAAAAAAAAAAUCAGAAUUUAAAACUUUGAACAAAAAUUUCUGAAAUUUUUCAAUUUUUUUGAACUUUUAGAAAAAAAUCAGAAUUUAAAAUUUCGAGCAAAAAUUUUUGAACUUUCAUGCAAAAUUUAGGCUGAAAAUAUUGUUCUCAAAAUUCCAUAAUUCUCAAAAUUUUCAAUAAUUUUGAAUUUAGGCCCAAAUUUUGAUGAGAAUUCUGAAAUUUUCAAUUUUUCACAAGUUAUCCCAAUUUUCGCCUUUUCCAGAAUGUUUCUCUGGCGAAUGGCGUCAAGCGAUUCUCGAAAUCGGUCAAAGCGUGUUCACAGUCGUCGAGCGAAUGAUUCAACAAGAAAAAUUCGACGGCUGGCAUGCGGCAACUUUGCUCAACGGUCUCACCGGCACCGAAGCCAACAAAAAAAUGCUGGAAUUACGUGGCUCGACUGGAAUUCAACGCAACAUUCAAGCGCAAAUCAACUUCAUCACUCUCGCCUUCUUCAUGACGUUUCGCAGUCAAAGUUUCGAAAUGCUUCCCUCCAUCAUUCAUUCCGCGGAAAAUAAGUUUUUGGUGAAGAAGCUGGCGAAAUUGGGAAUUCGCACCAAUUUGGCAGGACAAUCGCCAGAUAUUGUUGAGAAGAUUGUGAGACAGGCGGCGAAUUUGGCGACGCCUUUAGCACCUUUUCGACUUUUUGAAUAUUUGGAGAUUAUUUUGGAGAAAUUUGUGAGAGGUGCCGGAAAAAAUGGGGCGAAAUCGAUUGAGGAAUUUAUGAUUCAAUACGCGUUUUUGAUUGUGCAAAAAGCAUCGGCGGCUGGAAAUUGUGGAGAUUCGAAAAUGAGAUCGAAGAAAAUCGAAGAGUUGCUUGAAAUCGCUGGAAGUGCCCUAUACAUGCUGGACACGGAAAAAUGUGGAGAAUUGGUUUGUAACUAUUUCCAAUGUUUGGUCUACGUCAUUUGUCCAUAUAACUAUGAAGUGAUCCAAUUUUGCUGUCAUAUUUUGUCGAGAUUCUCCACGGAAGAUGAGAUGGCAAAAGGGGGAUUUUGCAAGAAUUUGCAGAAUGUUGUUAGCUUUUUGUGGGGAUAUCAAAGAACGAAUCAUAUGACGAAAGAGGAAUCGAUUUGGUAUACGAAAAGGGAACAUCGAUUGGCGGCGGAUUUGAAGGUGGGGUUUGUGAAAUUUGGAGAAAAAUCUGAAUUUUUCAAUAUUUUUAGGGAAAAAAAAAUGAAAAAAUUCAAUAAUUCUAGGAAAAUUUUGAUAAAUUUUGAGAAAAAUCUGAAUUAUCUCAAAUUUUUGCUUUUAUAAAAAAUCCCGGAAAAAAUAUGUUUCAAAAUUUUGUGAAAUUUUGAAAUUUUUAUAAAAUUUUCGAUUUUGUUAAUAAAUAUUCAGCAAAAAAUGUUUAAAAAAUCUGAAGCUUCUAAAUUUUGAGACUGAGAAAAAAUUAUCCGAAAAAAUAGAUUUUUGAACUCAUAUUCUCAAUUUUCAGUGAAAAAAAUGAGAAAAUUCAAUAAUUCUAGGAAAAUUUUGAGAAAUUUUGAGAAAAAUCUGAAUUCUCUCGAAUUUUUGCUUUUAUAAAAAAUCCUGGAAAAAAUAUGUUUCAAAAUUUUGUGAAAUUUUGAAAUUUUUAUAAAAUUUUCGAUUUUGUUAAUAUAUAUUCAGCAAAAAAUGUUUAAAAAAUUUGAAGGUUCUGAAUUUUGAGACAGAAAAAAUUAUCCGCAAAAAUAGAUUUUUUUUGAACUCAGAUUUUCAAUUUUCAGUGAAAAAAUGAGAACAUUCAAUAAUUCUAGGAAAAUUUUGAUAAAUUUUGAGAAAAACUGAAUUAUGCCAAAUUUUUGCUUUUAUAAAAAAUCCUGGAAAAAAUAUGUUUCAAAAUUUUGUGAAAUUUUGAAAUUUUUAUACAAUUUUUAAUUUUUCAUCCAUGAAUUUUUCGAAAUUGCAAAUUGAAAUUUGAAGUUUAUUGAAGCAUAAUUACUUGUUCCAAUAUUAUCAGUGAAAAAAACUGUGAAAAAUUGAAUCUCAUCUAUUUUUGGAGUCAAAAUUUCAGUGAAUCUGGAAAAACUGGAAAAAACUGGAAAUUUCUAUUUUUUUUCUUCUUUUUAAUUUUGAAAAAGUUAAAAAAACACCAAAUCUGUCUGAUUUUCCAUUCCUAACUCGAAAAUUCAUUACAGGAAUACGAAAAAACAUCUGGACAUAUGUAUCCAUUCGGAAUGGCGUUGAAAAUGGAUUAUGAAGGAUCGAAUGAUGAUAUGUCGGAUUCGACUGAAGCUGAUUCAACAUGCUCAAAUAAGGAUAUUGUUUAUGAGAAGGAUAAUGUUAUUAUCAGCGAUAUUCCACCAUUGGUAAGCGUUUUUGAUCGGAAAAAUUGAGAAAAUCUCAUAAUUUUGAGCUUAAAAUCAUGGAAAAUGGCCUAUUUUGAGCAUUGCUCAUGUUAAUGAAAUUCUUAGAGCCAAAAAUCUGAGAAACUCAAUUUUUAAAGCAUUAUUGCUCAUGUUAAAUUUUAGAUUCUUUAUAAAAAUCAGGUUAAUUAGGCUCAAAACUGAAUUUUUUAAGCAUUGCUCAUGCUAAUGAAGUUUUUAGAGCCAAAAAUCAUAGAAACUCAAUUUUUAAUAUCAUUGCUCAUGUUAAAUUUUAAGAUUCUUUAUAAAAAUCAGGUUAAUUAAGCUCAAAACUAAAUUUUGAAGCAUUGCUCAUGUUAAUGGGGAAGCCUGAAGUUUUGGAGCUAAAAAUCGUUUUAAAAAAUCGAUUUUUGAAAGCAUUGCUCAUGUUUAUUUUCAGAUUUAAAUGACAAAAAUCAAAAUUUGAAAAAAAAAAUCAAUUUUUGCAGUCAUCCAAACGAAUUCCUCUCCACAUUUUCCUGAUGCAAAAGAAAAAUGAUAUCGACGAAGUUUUGAUGGAAAUUGUAAAAUCCGAAUUAUCGAUUACAAAUGUGACAAUUUGGCAAUCAUCUUUGAGAUCAGUCAAUUGGUUAUCAAAACGUUUUUCACGAACUCAAUUACUAUCCUCAGCCAUUUUCUCGCACGCAAAUCGUUUUGCAAAAGUCGAACAAUCGUUGCCGAAAGAAGAUCGAUAUGUUAUAUCAUAUCUUCUCUCAUCAAAUCCCAAUCGAUCGGUUGUGAUUUCAACAAUUGCAUUGUUGUUUCGAAAAAUUAUUCUGAGUGAUGUGAAAAUUGAUUUGUUGAGAAUGGGUUUGGAAAUUGCGCAAAAAUGGAUAAAUACACCGGAAAUUGAACCGGCGAUGGAUGAAAAUGAAAGACUGGCGAUUGUUGAACAAUGUGAUCGAUUGAAGGAUGGAAUUGCAAAGUUUUAUACGGAAUUGGCGUUGAAAAAAGUGAGAGAGUUUUUGGGGAAUUUUUCGGAAAAUUUAGAAUUUUCCGUUCCUGAAGAGAUUUCUGAAUUGAAAUUUUGAAAAUCCGACAUAAAUUUUCUUUAUGGGGUGAGUCAUAAAAAUAAAUUGACAAAAAAAGUGCGAUUAAUUUCACGUUUUUGUCAAUUAAUCGCUUUUUUCAGAAAUGAAUGCGAUUAAUUGACAAAAAACGUGAAAUUAAUCGCACUUUUUUUGUCAAUUUAUUUUUAUGACUCACCCCAUUAGAGCUCCUAUUUUUAUUUAAAAAAAAAACCAUAGUUUCUGAAUGAACUAACUUCUGAAAUUUUAACUCUAGAAUUUCAAAAAUCUCUGAAAUUUGGGAUUUCUCGGGUUCAGCUUGAAAAUGAGGUAGAAAACUGGAAAAUUCACGAUUUUUGAACCCAGAAACAAUUUUUGAUCGAAGUUUUGGAAAUUUAAAGUUCUGCUACUGAAAAAUCCUGAAAUUCUGAAAAUUUUGCUCAAAAACUGUUGGAAUUUUCAUUUUCCCGAAUUUUUGGAUCCAGAAGACUUGAAAAAUUCAUAACAUAAAAAAUGCGGGAAAAAUAUGUUUCAAACAAAAAAAUUAUUGAAUGAUCCAUUUUCAACCAAAAUGUUCUUUGAAGUUGACAGCAAGUCUGAUUUAGAUAAAGCCUCAUUUUCUCCCCCUAUUUUCCCCAUGUUUUUUUGUUGUUUCAGAAUGGAAUGUUCAAUGAAAAAACAGCGGAUAGUGUUGAAAAAGUGGAAGAAUUGUGCACAAUAAUAUAUGAUGAAGUAAUUGAUUGGAGUGAUUCGAAAGAUGUCGAAUUGAAAUGUGAAAUUGUUGAACAAAUUGCAGCAGCGAAUAGUUUGGAUUUACCCAAAUUACAUGAGAAUAUUUUGAUGAAUUGGAUCAAUGAUCAAGUUGUUGUUCAAUCGUUUGAUCAUAUUGAUUUGAAUGAUGUGAGUUAGAUUUUGAUUUUUGAUGGAAAAACAUUUAAAUUGGCAUUUUUUAAGCUCAAAAUUUGAUGCAGAGCUCUAAAUUUUGAAAAAGAGCACAAAAACUAGAUUUUUUAUGAAAAAAAUUCCACGUGGCAUAUUUUGCGCCGAAAAUUUGAUUCAGAGCUCAACAUUUUAGAAAUGUAGCUCAAAAACUAGAUUUUUUGUUCCCAAAGAAACAAAAAUCAGAUUUUUGAUGAGAAAAAUUCCACGUGGCAUUUUUUGUGCUUAAAAUUUAAUGCAGAGCUCCAAAUUUUGAAAAAGAGCUCAAAAACUAGAUUUUUUGUCCCAAAGAAUCAAAUAUUUUUCACCGGAGCCUAAUUUUGAUUCAAAAAUUCGAAUUUUUCAAAAACAAAAAAAAUACGUUUCAAAAUUUUGAUAUAAUUUAUCAUCAAUUUUUUUCAAUGCUAACUAUAAACAUCAAUUAUUGAAAACCAAAAUUCUCCAAAUUUGGAUGAAAAUUUUGAAAUUAUCGUUUUUGAAUCAAAAUUCGUGGAAAUUUUAAUCAUUCCCAGUGAUACAAUACAAAGCUUAGAAAAUUUCUAACAAAAUUAACCUCCAAUUUUUUCAAAAAAAAAUAUUUCUAGACCCAAAAUUUAUCUUUAUUUUUGCAGUCUCUCGGAGGUGGUUCUUUCCUAACAAACACAUCCGAUGAUCCAAACAUCAACAACAAAUCCUCUCAAAAUUCCAACGACGAAAUCCUGAAACUUCCAAUUUUCGACAAAGUCGUCGAUAAAAUGACACAUUUAUGUCAAAAAAUCGAUCGACACGAUUUGCUAUCGAAACUCUUUUCGAUUUUUGUGCAAUCUGGUGAAAAAACGGCCAAUGGAUUUGUGUCGAUUGUUCGAGCAUCGUCGAUUUUGUUGAGGAAUUUUAGCGAUGCUGAAAUGAAGGCGUGGAAUGGAAAAGUGUCGCAUGUUUGGUUGUGGUUAGUGUUUUAGGGGGAACAAUUACGAUGCUCCGCGUUUACGCCAUCGAAAAUUGUUGAAUUUGAGGGUGUAAACGCGGAGUAUUGUUUGAAAGUGGAUUUUUUAUGCUCUCAGACUUCCGAUUUUCAAACGAUGCUCCGCGUUUACAGCUCUUGUUGAUUUUGGGUGUAAAAGCGGAGUAUCGUUAAAAAAAUGUAUUUUUUGCGAUGAUCUACUUUUACACCAUAAAAAUGUGGUGUAAUUGUGGAGCAUCGUUGUUACGAUUAAGUUUCUUGAAACAACAAAUCUUGGUAAAAAAGCCACGUGGAUUUUUUACCUUUAGAAACAUUUUUUGGCUGAAAAUUCAUUCUUUUCAUGAAAAAUCACCAAAAAACUUCAAUUUUCCAGCGAAAAAACGGGAGAACAUUUGAUAAAUCGUCUAAUGCAUCUAACAAAUGUAAAACCAUCAACAUCUGGCCAAAAUCAAGACAAUAGUCAAUUAAUUCGUUCAUUAUUACAAUGUCCAACUCGAACUCCAAUUAUGUCAACACUAAUUGCUUGUCUAAUAAUUGAUAAUUCAUAUAAAGAGACGAAAAAUAUCGAACAAAUCAUUGCUCGAUUACAAAUCUCAAAACAAUGGACAAUAUUGAAAGCAUUGUUGGAUUAUUCGAUUGAUAAUGAAUUGAGUUGUGAUAUCAAAUCAUUUGCAUUGGCUUGGUUUAGAGUUUAUGAAAAUGCGUUGACUGAGGAUGUUAGGGUAAGUUGUGGCGAAUUUUGGGGGGAAUUUUAAUUUUUUAAUUAAAAUCUCAGAAAUUAGCUCGGAAUUCUAGAAAAAAGUUGCUAAUUUUGUAGAAUUUGUAACGGUUUUUGGAAGCACACCAUUUUGUUAUUCAAAUUAUUUUUAUUAUUUUUGAAACGUAAUUUUUGGGGUUAUUUUUUAAAUUGAUUUUUUUGAGAAAUUUCAUUUUUUUUAGUUUCAAACAAAAUAAAUUUAGCUUCUCAGCCUUAAAAUCUUCCCAAAGCUUUCAAAUUUUGAAAAAAUAAUGAUUUUGAAAUUUUUAUGACGUGGUUUUUUUUAUUAAAAAUCUCAGAAAUUAGCUUGGAAUUUUUGAAAAAUUGCCUUAUUUUGUUUUAACAAAAAAAAUUUUAAAAAUUAUAAAGAAUCUUGAAAGCACACCAUUUUUUUAUUCAAAAUACUUUUGCAAUUUUUGAAACGUAAUUUUUGGGGUUAUUUUUAUAAUUGAUUUAUUUUUGAGAAAUUUCAUUUUUUUCAUUUUCGUUGCAUGUUUUCUAGCAAAAACAACAUGUAAAAAUUCAAGAAUUUAAAAUUUUCAGCCAAUUCUAUUUUUUUGCAGUCAACCGACUCGGAAUGGUCAGAUUGGCAAUGUGUUUCACUUCGAAAAUGGUCACUUUGGUCAAUGAAAUGUAAUGUGGAAGGUGGAAGACAAACGAAUAUUUAUCGAAUUUUGCGCGAUUUGUCAUGCCCAAUUUCGGCCUAUAUUAUAACACUUAUCUCCAAUUUUAAUUCGAUGGUGAGAUUUUUUGUUUUUGGGGUUGAAAACUGGGGACCGCAAGAUUCCGCAAAGCGGCACUAUCUACCGGCCACGCUCUAUGAGAUCUCUAUGAGGGCGGAAACUAGAAAUUCCACGUCAUAGUAAGUCACGUGGCCGACAUUUUGAUUUUAUCCAAAAAACCUGAAAACCCGAAUUCUCCAAAUUUUUGCAGAAAUUGGAACCAAUUGACACGAAGAACUUGAAACGAGAUUUGGAAUUGGGAUGGACAAAAGAACAGACAAAUCGAAAUGUUUCAAAUAGUAUUGUUGUCAAAAUGGAAGAAUGA